Hemicordylus capensis (graceful crag lizard) is the source of this 2053-nucleotide messenger RNA. RefSeq names its product speckle targeted PIP5K1A-regulated poly(A) polymerase-like. The record is from RefSeq and is a predicted model, not a curated record. NCBI's taxonomy places the organism in Eukaryota, Metazoa, Chordata, Lepidosauria, Squamata, Cordylidae. Bases 743 to 1105 code for a protein of 120 amino acids. The transcript has 5 exons.
CAACAACAACAACUGCAUGCUUAUUUUGUGUUGAAGUUUUGUAGCCCACCUUUCUCAGAAGUCUCGGCAGUGACUAAUAAUGUAAAGAUUUCAAACAAUGAGAAUGUAAACAGAUACAAACACAGCAUUAAUUUACAAACACAAACACAGGAGCAGCCAAGACUUAAAUCAGAACCAUGAGCAGCAGAGCUUGCAGAGGGAUUGGGUGCAGGGUGUGGGGGGGAAAACCUGUUGGAAUAAAAAGAUUGUUAGCUGCUGCAGCAAACCAACAGGGAGGCGCUAGCCAUAUUCCAAGUGGCGUGAGUUCCAUAGGGUGCUUUCCUAUCCCCAAUGGUUCUUCUCUUAGCAGGAUCAGUCCUUAUUUUCCAGUAGGCGGAGUUUGACUCUCAGCUCACUAGCUGCACCUGGGCUCAAUCUCACUCUCUUUCUCUUUCUCUUGGAAGCAGUCAGGGAAAUGCCUUGGAGCAGAGGGGGCUUGUGGACUGCACUGCCAUCGACUGAGUGGAGGAGAAGAGGUUAAAGGAGAGGACACUUGCCCUGAGGUGAUGCCAAAAGGAUGGGAGUUCUCUUGCAACAAGAGGGGUUUUGGAACCAGCCUACUUCACAGGGCUGUUGUGAGGAUGACACUGGAAAAGGAUCUCUGUAGGCUGUGCAGCCUCCUUCAACAAAAGGCCAGGGAGAAAAGCAGAAGAAAAGAGAGGAUUGAUGGCGUAACCGAAGAACCGAAAAAGAGCCCUUCUGGAUGAGAGCAAAGGCCCAUCAGCUUCACCACCCACUUUCUACAAAGCCUGCAGAGCCCAGCCUGGAGGACCACCUGCGUGGGAAGAAACACCAGCGCCUGGAGCACCUCCGCACCGCCCGCCCAGCCCAGGAGCAACGCAGUGUCUUUGUCAGGGGCUUCCGCAAGGGCACGCCGGCCUCGGAGCGGAGCGACUACUUCCAGGCCUACGGAGAGGUGGUCGACGUGGUGAUGGACAAAGAGAAGACUUCAAGGGAGCAAGAGAGGCCAGGAACGCGGAGGAAGCCAAGCUGCACUACGUCCGGAGGGGGCCGGAAAUCUGUCAGGAAACCUCGACUCUCAGAAGCUGGAAUUGCACCCUCCUAAGAUACACACACACACUCCCCGGGCUGUGUCUGCAGAGACCAACACUGUGACCGUGGAGUGAAGAGGCAGAGCUUGGGGGGGCGAGGAGGGGGACAGGCCUCCUCCUUAUGCCCCGAACAGCUCCAUUCAUGCCGGAACAGGACUGUGUGUCAGGAAGGCUUUGUAGCCAAUAACACUCUUGUGCAGUUGUUAACAAUAGCCUGUGUGUGUCUGUCCUGGAAACUUCUUGGUCAGGUAACAUGCACGUUUGUGUGUGUGUGUGUUUGAUAACUGAUUGGCUUGAGUUUUUCGAGCUUUGCUUUGUACAAAUAUCUUGAGCUUGCUGGUUUGCCCAAGUGCCAUUGGAUCGGAAACAAACUGCAUUUGUGUAUUGUUUAGCACUAAGAUCCACAAAGUGUCAAUUCCUUGAAGGGCAUUUUGGCUUCUGAUACAUCAGUGAGUGGGAAAAAUUGGUUUAUCUGCUGCUUAUAUCUGUUAGGUUUUUCUAAUUAUUUUUAAACUUAACUCUUACAACUCUGAAAGCUUUGUAACUUUAAAAAGUGGUUCUAGCUUAGUCUUAACUUGUAUUUUAUUGGUUUACUUUAUAUUGUCUCAUAUUAAUGUUGUGAGCCCCUGAAGCAGUAAGGUACGGGGUGGGUAUUGCACAAAAUACUCUUGAUGCAAAUGAAAUUGAAAUAAAAGUUAAAGAUGAUGUACUGAGAAAAAAUGCAAAUCGGAUCAGCUUGACAUGUGUAUGGCCCGGGAUUGUGGGUGAAUAUCUAGAAGGAUGUUUUGAGAGCCAUGUUGAGUCAUUGUUGUAGCAUCAACACUGCAUGUUUUAGAUUGUAAGCCCUUUGGGGACAGAGAUCCAUCUUAUUUAUUUAUUUCUCUGUGUAAACCGCCCUCAGUCAUUUUGGGAAGGGCGGCAUAGAAACUGAAUAAUAAUAAAAAUAAAAAUCUUUAACAUGC